This is a messenger RNA of Helianthus annuus (common sunflower), 3371 nucleotides long. RefSeq names its product protein ENHANCED DISEASE RESISTANCE 2. Bases 860 to 3019 code for a protein of 719 amino acids. Gene Ontology annotation, molecular function: lipid binding. NCBI's taxonomy places the organism in Eukaryota, Viridiplantae, Streptophyta, Magnoliopsida, Asterales, Asteraceae. The record is from RefSeq and is a predicted model, not a curated record. The transcript is spliced from 25 exons.
AUGCAUACCUUUUGUUUUUAAGUAGAACCUCCUCCAUUAUUAUUAUUAUUAUUAUUAUUAAUUAUUAUUUUAUUAUUAUUAUUCACUACCCUAAUCAUGUAUCACUUAACCAAAUUUUGGCCUAGUUCCUCCCACCCCAAAUCUUUCAAAUUUUAGUAAUUAAAAAUUCCAAUUUAGUCAGAAUUCUCCUGCCGUUUAUGAUCCCACCGUCUUCUAAUAAUACACUCUCUCUAUACCCUCACCGGAAUCACAACCACUCGCCGGCAACUGUCACCGGAAUCUUAACAGAUCGUCGAGUUGAAUUUCAUCUGCUCAAAUUCGUCAAUCGAAUCGAUGAAGUUUAGAUUCGUCAGAUCGGAAUCGUGAAUUUGAUUUGUUGAAGUGAAUUUUGACGGAUUGUGUCUGAAUUUAUGAAGUGUUAGGGUUUAGGUUUGUGGAUUUGAUUUCUGGAAGUGAAUUUGUGAAUUAUUGACGGAUUGAGUUUGACUUCUUGAAGUUUUAGGGUUUAGGUUUGUGGAUUUGAUUUCUGGAAGUGAAUUUACGAAGGAUUGACGGAUUGAGUUAGAAUUUUUAAAGUUUCAGGGUUUAGGUUUGUGGUUUUUGAUUGAUUGGAUUAUUUUUGGGGGGUUUUUAGGGUGAUGAGUGGUUAGUUUUAUGUAAAUUGGUGUAAUUCGCUGGAUCGGUAUUGUGGAUUUGAUUUGUUGAAGUGAAAUUUGUGAAGGAUUGAGGGAGUGAGUGUGAGUUUUUGAAGUUUAGGGUUUAUGUUUGUGGUUUUUGAUUGAUUUUGGGGGUUUAGGGUGAUGUGUGUUUAGUGUUUUGAAAAUUUGGGGAUCGAAAGAAGCGGAGAGGGGAUACUGAGAUGUCGAAUUCAAAAGUAGUGUAUGAGGGGUGGAUGGUGCGGUAUGGGAGGAGGAAGAUUGGGAGAUCUUUUAUGCAUAUGAGAUAUUUCGUUCUUGAGUCGAGGUUGCUUGCUUAUUACAAGAGGAAGCCUCAGGAUAAUGUGGUUCCAAUCAAAACUCUGGUUAUUGAUGGCAACUGUAGAGUGGAGGACCGAGGGUUGAAAACUCAACAUGGACACAUGGUGUAUGUUUUAUCAAUUUACAACAAGAAGGACAAAUACAAUCGAAUUACGAUGGCAGCUUUCAACAUCCAAGAGGCACUUAUCUGGAAAGAAAAAAUUGAGUCUGUUAUUGAUCAGCAUCAGGAGUCACUAGUUGCCAAUGGGAAUAAAUAUCAUUAUUUUGAAUACAAGUCUGGGAUGGAUAGCGGAAGGAAUGCUUCUUCAUCCGAUCAAGAAAGCCAGUAUAGUGCAGCUGAAGAUGAAGAAGAUUCACGGCCAAAUUUGAUGCGAAGAACAACCUUUGGGAACGGUCCUCCUGAAUCUAUAUUGGAUUGGACCCAAGAAAAUUCAACACUUGCAUGCCAGAAUACCAACAAUCAAGCAUUUUCAAGGAAACAUUGGCGGCUUCUUCAAUGCCAAAAUGGACUUCGUAUCUUCGAAGAGCUUCUUGAAGUUGACUUCCUUCCAAAGAGCUGUAGUAGGGCUAUGAAGGCUGAAGGUAUUGUGGAAGCUAGCUGUGAAGAAAUAUUUGAACUUGUAAUGAGCAUGGAUGGAACACGAUCCGAGUGGGAUUGUAGUUUUCAGGAUGGUAGCUUGGUUGAAGAGGUGGAUGGACAUACAGCAAUUCUAUAUCACAGGCUUCAGUUGGAUUGGUUCCCCACGUUUGUGUGGCCACGUGACCUUUGUUAUGUGCGGUAUUGGCGCCGAAAUGAUGAUGGGAGUUAUGUUGUACUCUUUUGCUCUAGGGAGCAUGAGAACUGUGGCCCACAACCAGGAUACGUGCGCGCUCAUAUCGAGAGUGGAGGGUUUAAUAUUUCCCCUCUAAAACCCCGAAAUGGACGGCCCAGGUCACAGGUCCAGCAUCUUAUGCAAAUUGAUCUAAAGGGAUGGGGAGUGGGUUAUGUUUCUUCAUUUCAGCAACAUUGCCUGCUGCAAAUGUUAAAUAGCGUUGCUGGACUGCGGGAAUAUUUUGCACAGUCUGAUGAAAGGACCGCUCCCCCAAGAAUUCCUGUUAUGGUUAAUAUGACAUCGUGUUCGGUUUCUACAAAGAAGUCACAAAAGAUAAACUUGACUUCUGUUCAUAAUCGAAGCCAGUCUCUUGAAAAUGCGGCGAAAAUGAUGGAUGAAUACUCAGAUGAAGAUGAAGAUUUCCAAAUCCCUGAAGAAGAGGCAUAUGCCAUUGAGCAGGAGACCAGACGGAUUGAAGCCUUUGAAGAAGAACCUGUUGUUGAAAUCGAUUUGUCUUGCUUUUUGGGUAAUCUUCGACGAGAUGAUAAUGAAAACAGUCGUGACUGUUGGAAAAUAUCUGACGGAAACAACUUUAAACUUCGUAGUAAGCGUUUUUGCUAUGAUAAAUCAAAGAUGCCUGGAGGCAAGCCUCUUAUGGAUCUUGUUGCUGUUGACUGGUUUAAAGACACCAAACGAAUGGACCAUGUUGCAAGGCGCCUCGGUUGUGCUGCACAAGUUGCUUCUCAAAAAGGACAUUUUUGCUUGGUGUUCAAUCUUCAAGUACCUGGUUCGACCAACUACAGCAUGGUUUUCUAUUUUGUGACCAAAGAAUUAGCAGCAGGCUCUCUAUUGCAAAGGUUUGUGGACGGUGAUGACGAGUUUCGCAAUAGUAGGAUGAAACUCAUUCCAUCAGUCCCCAAGGGUUCGUGGAUAGUGAGGCAGAGUGUUGGAAGCACCCCUUGUCUUUUGGGAAAAGCGGUUGACUGCAACUAUAUCCGUGGUGCCAAUUACUUAGAAGUUGAUGUUGACAUUGGGUCUUCUACUGUGGCUAAUGGUGUCUUGGGUCUUGUCGUUGGUGUUAUAACUAGCCUUGUGGUUGACAUGGCUUUUCUUGUACAGGCAAACACAACCGAUGAGUUGCCAGAGCGGCUUAUAGGUGCGGUUAGGGUUUCCCACCUAGAGCUAAAGUCUGCAAUUGUUCCCAAAUUGGAACUGGAUCCAGAACCAUAAUUCGUUUACUUGAGCUUGGUACAUAUAGAUUGUCUUGAAAUCUAGCAGCAAGUUAGUUACUAGCCGGCCAGCAGCAAACCAAGGGGGCGAUGUAAAGGGGUUACUUUGAAGAUCAGAAGCUGGAAUUUGACUUGCUGCUACAUUGACCAAAGUCAUUCGAAUACUUACUAUCAAGACAUACUUGUUUGUGCAACCAAAAUAUAAUUUUUUUUGAUCCGCCUUUAGUUGAACAGAAUAAGGAACACAAAAUUUGUAUUUAAUUUUAUUCAACAUUCGGUACAUACUGUGGGACGGUUGAAAGUUGUAGAUCAAGUUCAUAUACCAAGCAUACUUGUGAUCUUUGCUUAUGGAA